AUGUUCCAGCAGCCCCCCCUGCCCUGCACUCAGUGGGGCUGUGUUGGGGGCUGGGGCUCCAUCUGUCCCCCCUUCUCUCUCAUUCUCUCUGUUCUGUUGCUGAUUUUUGCCCUCCCGCAGAUUUUCCGCUCGCUGCCGCCGGGUUACAACAUCCCCAAGGCCGUCCUGGAGCAGAGCCUGGCGCUCAUGGCCGACGACCCACUGCAGUUUGUGGGUAAAUGUGGGGACAGCGGCGGCGGCUCCUACAGCGUCAACCUGCACCGUGCGCUGCGCUGCAUGGCCACAGCAACGCUGGAGUCCGUCGUGGAGGAGAGGUUUGGUUCUCGCUGUGGCCGCAUUUUCCGGCUCCUGCUGCGGAAGCAGCACCUGGAGCAGAAGCAGGUGGAGGAUUUCGCCAUGAUCCCGGCCAAGGAGGCCAAGGAGAUGCUGUACAAGAUGCUGUCCGAGAACUUCGUGUCACUGCAGGAGAUCCCCCGGACCCCCGACCACGCUCCAUCGCGCACCUUCUACCUCUACACCGUCAAUGUCCCGGCCGUGGCGCGGAUGCUGCUGCAGCGCUGCUACAAGAGUGUGGCCAACCUGAUGGAGCGACGGCAGCACGAGACCAGGGAGAACAAGUGAGUGCGGAUGGGGGGGUCCAUAGUUUGGGGUGGGGAGGG
Molecule: messenger RNA, 659 nt
Organism: Coturnix japonica (Japanese quail)
Lineage: Eukaryota; Metazoa; Chordata; Aves; Galliformes; Phasianidae
Source: RefSeq, a predicted model, not a curated record